AAUUGCGCCCAUAAAUUAUUUUUGCCACUAUCGGAAAAAAAAGCAAAUAAACAAAGUAAUAUAAAUUAAAUAACUUAAAAAAUCUUGAUGAUAGAUAACAAAACAUAAAAAAUAAUUUAGUUUAUUAUUUGACACUCAACAAAAUGCAAGCUAAUGUAAAGGAAACUCCCCAAGAAGAAUUAGAAAAAUUGGUCAUAGUCACCGGCUUUGGACCAUUUAUAGGCCAUGAAGCUGUAAAUGCUAGCUGGGAGGCGGUACGCUUACUGCCCGAUGAAAUUUUCCAUCAAAAUACUGCCUACAAAUUGGAAAAAUUAGAAGUACCUGUUGAAUAUGAGGCAGUAGACAAGGCUGUUGAAGACAUCUGGUCACGACGUCCCACCUUGGUUAUACACUGUGGAGUACAUGGCAUGGCUACUUGUGUUAAUGUAGAGAAAUUGGCCUAUAAUAAUAAUUUCAAAAGAGCCGACUAUGCCGGCAAACACUUGCCCAAUGCUAAGGCCUGUUUGAAAAAUUGUCCAGCCAAAAAGUCCGCCAUAUUUUGUAAAUUAAAUUUGAAAAAAAUUAUAGAAGUAAUAAGUGACAAUUGCGGCUGCACACCGGAUUAUCUAAAGGAUGAUAGUAAACCCAAGGAAUCUACUAGAAUUGCACGCAUAUCCAAAGAAGUGGGUAAUUAUUUGUGUGGUUAUAUUUAUUUGAAAUCUCUGGAUCGUGACUGCUGUCGUACACUCUUUGUACAUGUACCACCUUUGGAUAAACCCUUUAGUGCUGAAAAACUAAGUGAAGUCGUUUUGAAAAUAACUGAGGAAUGUUUGCGACAAGUAUUGGAAGAAGAUUUUAACGCUCAAUGAACAUCAGGAAUGGACUUUUGUAAUUCAACAGGUUAUUUGAAGAUUUUCUUUGCGUUGCUGUAAAAACCAGAGAAACUAAAAAGACGAACAAAAAUGUCUGCCGUAGAUUUAUGGAAAAGGAAUAUUACCUUCAAGUUUUGUAAUAAUUAACAAAAUAAGCAAAACAUUCACUUAUUUUAAUAGGAAAUUUCUUUGGAACAUGUCUAUUUUUGUUAUUUGUAUUGUUCCUCUAAAACGCCGUUCAGUUUUUAUCUUAAUUUGAACAAUAAAAUGUUGUAUUCAGCAAGAUAAGGAAAAGUGUGCAGUUAAAAACCUUUUACAUUCGUUUUAUUUCCAUUAAUUUUUACGCCUUAACUUAUUCUCUGCUUUAUAAACCUUAAUAAAUGAUUAUUUUAACAA
Messenger RNA from Lucilia cuprina (Australian sheep blowfly), 1247 nucleotides. RefSeq names its product pyroglutamyl-peptidase 1. Gene Ontology annotation, biological process: proteolysis. Gene Ontology annotation, molecular function: pyroglutamyl-peptidase activity. Gene Ontology annotation, cellular component: cytosol. The record is from RefSeq and is a predicted model, not a curated record. NCBI's taxonomy places the organism in Eukaryota, Metazoa, Arthropoda, Insecta, Diptera, Calliphoridae. The transcript is spliced from 4 exons. The coding region runs from base 144 to 848 and encodes 234 amino acids.